AUGACACAGCCCACUGCCGCCUCCAAGCCUAGAGGCCUCUCUCGUUUCUCAAAGGCCUUGCCUGCUGUCCCGGGCCUACGCAGACCAUCCUCUUCUACUUCGCCUUCGACUUCGCCCGCCUUGCUUUCCCACCAGCUGCCGCCUCCACCAAAGGACCUGCCCGACCUCCCGCCGCCACCUCCGCCACCUCACAAGCAGGUUCACGAUUCGGCGCCGCAGCUGCCUCAGUUCUACGACAAGUCUCCUCCGCUCCCCGUACCAGGCGCCUUCCCUCCAGAAGACACAUUGGCCGUGCCCUCUCACAAAAUGUCGAUACCGAGACGUCCUGUUGGCGGAACCAACAAUGCCAUGCUCUCACCAUUUCCGGAGCCCUCGCCUACCGCCUCUCUCUCUAGUCUAAUUUCUGCCUAUUCGCGCCCAUUCGAGUCCCCCACCACAACCGCUCACACAGGCGCGUAUCCCGACACGCCAGCAGCUUCUAGUCGCGAGACUUCACCCCCACGGGAAGCUCCGGCUGUUCCGGACAAGUCUGCUGGUGCUGCCCAUCACAGCAAGCUGCCUCCACCCCCGGCAUCUGAGGCAGCUCGUAACGACAAGGAUGUACCGCCUGCGCCUCCUACAAAAAACGAAAUCUGGCGCCGCCGGCCGCAGAAUGACAGUCGAGAAAUAUCUGGCCUGAAGCUCGAUUACAGCCACGGCUCAACCGUUUCCAGCGCCGUCUCGAUCAUGUCCACAUCCACCACAUCCACGCAACGCCCAGCCACCGCAGUCCAGGACGAACCUUCACACUCCCAGCCUGCGAAGCUAAGGAAACCUCCGUCUGUUGGCGGUCUGCCAGGCCGCAACGUCCGGCCCUCGAUCGCGUCCAAGGACGAGCCUCGAGCUUCUAGCAACAAAGCAGCCACUAAUCCUGUCCAAAGCAAGCAGUCCUUGCCUUCUCUUGCGAGAUCGGCAGCCACUCCUUUCACCAAUCGCCCUCCGACGCCCGAAUAUCAAAAAGGCGAGUCUCGUGCUCCUGUCGUCACCACUUUCACCUCGCCUGCUUCACCCGCCGCAUCCCCGGAGUCGCCCAGCAGAUUCUCGCCAGGAUCUGCUAAGGACCUUCCCCCGCCGCCCCCCAGGAAUCCGAGCAGAAACGCCUCUGCCAGCACCACGCCCAAGCUCGGCCCUGUCACAUCUUCCUCGAUGCUUACAGAGAUACCCCGCCGCAAGCCCGCCACCGCGCUGUCGCCCGUUACCGCACCGCCGCCCGCCAACGGAGACGCUGUUGCCAACAAGCCCCAGCUGUCGUCUACCAUGACGUCCUUUUCUAGCAACCCAAGCCGCGCUCGCACACCCCAACGCCGACCUCCUAGCGACCCGCGCAUUGUCCAGACCGACAAGGGCCCCAUGUACCGCGGCCGCGACGGUACGCUAUACCCGGAGAUGGCCAUUCUACGCGAACCCGACCCUCGCGCGCUCCGUUUUCCCACCUGGAAGGGCAAGGAGGUCGCGACAGCUGCUGCCGACGGCGUCUAUACCGCACGGGAGCUCAAGGCAUCGCACUACUCGUGUUUCCAGAAGCAUGCGAUCAUGAACCGGCGCACAAACCGGCAGUACCCGCUGACGUGCCAGACGUGCAGCAAGGCCAACGCGGACGACCGCUGGGCCUGCACGUUCUGCCACUUGCGCAUCUGCGAGUCCUGCUUUCGCGUGCUGGACGCGAACCAGCGCGAUCUGAGGAGGCUGGUGGCGGAUGUUGGGCGCCACGCACCGCUGAGCCUGUCGUCGGAUUCGCGUCCGGCGUCUGCGUUUGGCUUGUAA
Messenger RNA from Akanthomyces muscarius, 1803 nucleotides. RefSeq lists its product as uncharacterized. The record is from RefSeq and is a predicted model, not a curated record. Bases 1 to 1803 code for a protein of 600 amino acids. The transcript is spliced from 2 exons. NCBI's taxonomy places the organism in Eukaryota, Fungi, Ascomycota, Sordariomycetes, Hypocreales, Cordycipitaceae.